Brachypodium distachyon (stiff brome) is the source of this 1087-nucleotide messenger RNA. RefSeq lists its product as uncharacterized. Lineage: Eukaryota; Viridiplantae; Streptophyta; Magnoliopsida; Poales; Poaceae. Gene Ontology annotation, cellular component: membrane. Gene Ontology annotation, molecular function: metalloendopeptidase activity. The record is from RefSeq and is a predicted model, not a curated record. Bases 82 to 1047 code for a protein of 321 amino acids. Gene Ontology annotation, biological process: CAAX-box protein processing. The transcript is spliced from 4 exons.
UUUUAGGCCUGUGGAACUGACGGAGGAUGUAUAGGCAGAACCUAGAAGCCGGAGGCAUUAGCAACGGCCUCUCGUUCGGAUAUGCUGCUACCCACAGCAGCGACAGCUUCCUUCUCCUCGCGUCGUCUCCCUCCCCCCGUGAGAACCCAAGGCGGAGUAGGAGCCCCACUUCUUACCGGCGCGGCGAAAUUCAGGGCUCCAACCACCCGACUACAGCGCUCGUCCUCCUUUACUUUCAGUUUCAGCUGCGCUUGCUCUCCCUCUCCUGAUCCAACUCCCGGCGACGAGGACAGCGCCCGCGUCCUGUUCGAUGUAAGGCCUCUGUGGCUCACCAAUCAUGAUCUUUCUCAAGAUAUUCCCUGGGAGCCUGAUGAUAUAUGGAGAACAUUUGCAGCAUACUUCCUUGUCUUGCAUAUCCCGUUGAGCUUUGGAGGACUUGGUGUGGUAGCCAAAGUGCUACAUAGUUCCUCACUAGACCCAUUGACAACAGUUGCUUCCACAGCCAUGCUUCAACUAGGGGAGCUUACUUUGGCCUUAACACUAUUGCAGUACACUGCAAAGCCUCAUCAUGAAGUCCGGACCUUCUUUGCUGGGAAGUUCUCAUUGCAGCGUAGUUGGGUAAAAGAAACUGCAUUAUGGUUUGGAUGUAUUAUGUCCGUGGUUUCCCUCACAUCCCUACUAGCUGACAAACUGAUAGGCCCCGAGGAUGCAUACGAUCAUAUAUUAAAGGAAAUACUUUCGGACGGUCCAACCUCUAGUUUAUUGUGUUUCUUCCUGUACUCUGUGAUUGCUCCAUUGUCCGAAGAAAUGAUUUACCGUGGGUUCCUUCUGACAGGCCUCUCUUCCUCAAUGAAACAGAGGGACGCUGUCAUCAUAAGCUCAAUUAUGUUCAGCGUUGCGCACCUUUCAGGAAAAUCUUUCUUUCAAUUGUUCAUCAUUGGAUGUACCACAGGUUUAGCUUAUUGCCAGACUGGAACUUUGGCGUCCUCAUUUACCAUCCACAGUUUGUAUAAUGCAGUGAUAUUGUUUACUAUGAUAAGAUCUUGAAUAUGUUUCCGGGGUUAGUCAAGAAGGCGAAUACGAUUCA